UGCGAGUAAGCUGCGCUGGAUAGAUAAGUAUUCACGAUGUUGUGGCUAUUUCUGUGGACAUUUAUUUUUCAAUACAUAUUAAUAACAAAUGCAGGCGGAAUAUAUUCUGUUUCGGCGCCUGACACAAUACGGUCAUAUAUGAACUAUAAUGUGGCCGUUACCCUGCACAGUGCAGUUGGACGUUGUAGAAUCAGGGUGACCCUUGAUGGACCCUCGUUUACAAGGGCCGAGGAGGUCUAUCUUGAGCCCAUGUCCACGAAUACGCUCUCUUUCGGUAUCCCGAAAAUCUCCAAUGGAGAUUACCGCCUCACGGCCGAGGGUCUUUCGGGUAUUAUAUUCAAGGAGACCUCCAAACUUUCCUUCUCAGAGGACAAGCCCUCUAUCUACAUUCAAACGGACAAGGCCACCUACAAACCCGGCGACCUCGUGCAGUUCAGAGUUCUCUUUCUGGACAGGCACACUCUCCCAGCCAGGAUAGACAAGCCCAUAUCUAUCCGAAUACACGAUGGACAGGAGAACCAGAUCAAAGAGUGGAAAAAAGUAACGCCCACCAGGGGAGUGUUUUCGGGAGAACUCCUCCUAUCCAGUCGUCCGGUUCUGGGAAAUUGGACCAUUGCAGUCGCAAUUGAAGGGGAGAGCCAGGAGACCAAGGUCAUAGCGGUGGACAAGUACGUUUUGCCCAAGUUCGAGGUCCGGGUUGAAACGCCUCCGAAUGUGGUGGCCACCGAUGGCAAGAUCACGGCCACCAUUCAAGCCAAGUACACCUUUGGAAAGCCCGUCAAGGGAAAGGCCACCAUCUCAAUUGAGGGUGGUAGGACGGAGAAGACCGUGGACAUCGAUGGGACUGUCAAUGUGGAGCUUCCCUACGAGGCCACCCUAAAAUCACCCCUGAAAGUUCUAGCCACCGUUACUGAGGGGCUGACGGACCUCAAGCACAAUGGCUCUGCCUAUGUGACCCUUCAUCAGAAUCGUUAUAUCAUGGCAUCCGUCGAUUGGCCCCAGAACUACAAGGCAGGAAAGGAGCACUCCUUCCUGGUGGCGAUCACCAAUGUCGAUGGUUCUCCGGUCACGAACUCUAGGAGCAGUGUUAAAUUUAAUUUCAUUUGUGGUCAGAAUGGAAGAACUAAACAAGUUCCCCUAAAGGACAGUUUGGCCCUGGGCACAAUAAUGUUUCCGGAUAAUACCUGCAAGAGAUGCGAGGUGACUGCUUCAUUCGAGGGCUCAGCCAACAUAACUCAAUCCAUUUUCAAGCUGCAAAGCUCACUUAGGAUCGAGGUCAAUGCCAGAAAGCACGACAUAAAGAAACCCGUUGAGUUCGAUGUGGUAUCCACCGAGGUCCUGCCCUACUUCAUGCUCACGAUCGUCGCACGUGGUAAUAUCAUACUGAGUAAGUAUGUUCAAGUCGCUACAGGAGUGAAAAGCCAGAGGAUCUCCUUCACACCCAACUUCGAUAUGGUGCCCCAGGCCACGCUUUUUGUGAGCUACGUGGUGAACGGAGAAAUGCGAUCCGAUGAGGAAACAAUCGUUUUCCAGAAGGACUUCGCCAAUUCGAUUGAAGUCGCGGCACCUGCAAGUGCAGAACCUGGGGAUGAGGUUAGCUUAUCAGUUAAGACCGAUCCGCAUUCCUUCGUGGGACUUCUGGGAGUCGAUCAGAGUGUUCAGCUCUUAAGAUCUGGUAAUGACCUCAGUCAUGAACACAUCCUUGAUAAUCUGAGCAAUUUUUCAUCAAACGAACUUGUGACCCUUACCAAUGCCAAUAUAAACACCGAUGAAAGCUUGGGGGUAGGUAAAAUUGGUUUUAUGGAUACGUGCAGUCCCACCGUUCUUUCUGUGGAAAAACCAGAUCAUUCUCCGAAAGCGGGCAAAUUAUCACCCCUUUCAAAGUCGACCAGUCCCAUAGAUGCACACCCACCAAUUCGUCAGGAGUUCCCUGAAACCUGGCUAUUUGAGAAUAUAGUCGACGUUGGAGAAUUUGGUGCUGUACUCCGCAAGAAGAUACCCGAUACCAUCACCUCCUGGGUAAUCACUGGCUUCUCCCUGAACCCCAACUCCGGGUUUGCCAUGACCAAGAAUCCCUCCGCAGUCCGUGUCUUUCGACCGUUCUUCAUAUCUACCAACCUGCCGUAUUCCGUAAAAUGGGGAGAGAUUAUAGCCAUUCCGGUGGUGGUUUUUAAUUACCUGGAUAGACAGGUGGAGGCUUCGGUUUGGAUGGAUAACUCGGACCAGGAGUACGAUUUCUCUGAGGUCAUAAGCGAAAAGGUGGCGAGGAAUCUGCAACAGGGUCGGCGUUAUAAGCGAAUUACCAUACCGGCUCAAAGUGGAGGAAGCAUCUCGUUCAUGAUCCGCACCAAGAAGGUGGGACUGACCUCGCUGAAGAUCACCGCCCAGUGUCCAUGGGCUCAGGACUCCAUCCACGAAAGACUGCGAGUGGAGGCCGACGGUGUGACCAAGUACGUGAACAAAGCCAUUCUGGUGAAGGUUACUGAUAGAAACCGUCGAAGUCUGGGGGAGCCGGAAAAGUACAUCACGGUGGAGCGUCCCCCAAAUGCUGUCCCAGGUUCCGAGCACUCGGAGAUAUCAGUGGGUGGUGACAUGCAGGCGUCCACUUUAACGAACAUUGAGGACCUAGUUCGCCUGCCCCAUGGAUGCGGCGAGCAGAAUAUGAUCGACUUUGUGCCCAACAUUUUGGUGCUCCGAUAUUUGGAAGGCACCAACCGCAGAGAUCCUGCCAUUGAGCAGAAGGCCAAGGGCUUCCUGGCCACUGGCUACCAGACCGAGCUGACCUACAAGCACAGUGAUGGAUCCUACAGCACUUGGGGCCCAACAAAAUACUAUUCCCGCAGUAGCACUUGGCUAACAGCCUAUGUGAUCCGCUCUUUCCUUAUGGCCAAAAAAUACACAUAUAUAGACCCCAGUGUCUUGAGGGAAGGACUAAGCUUCCUGGCAUCAAAACAAAAUGGAAAUGGGAGGUUCCUGUUGAAUGGCGUCUAUUACAGUGCGAUGAAGAAUUCCCUGGCCUUUAGCUCCUAUGUGCUGCUUACCUUUCUUGAAAACAAGGAGUACCUACGGGAAUACCAGCGCGUGGUCGAAAAAGGAAUUCGGUAUGUGGCCAGCCAUGUGGACGAUUGCAAUGAUCAGUUCUCCUUGGCUGUUGCCGCCCUGGCUUUAGCCCAAGCCAAAAGUCCAAAGGCCGACCAGGUCUUGAGCCGACUGGACGGGAUGGCCAGACGCAAGGAUGACCUUAAGUGGUGGUCCAGCAAUCCCGAUACCAUCGCUAACAGCGACGUGGAGCUCACCUCCUAUGUGCUCCUCGCCAUGUUGGAGAACGAUUUCAUAGAAGAGCCCUUGCCCGUUGUGAAUUGGCUAAAUGGCCAGAGGAACAGCCACGGAGGCUUCGGAUCCACUCAGGAUACGGUGGUGGGACUGCAGGCCCUGACCGAGUUCGCAGUGGAAGUUUACCAGCAACCGGGGGAUAUGGACAUUGAUUACAGUCUCACGAAGGACGGAGAAAGAAAUAGCAUCAAGGUCACCCCAGGGCAAUGGACCAAAAUGGUGUACCAUGAGCUACCGCAGGAAACGAAUAAGGUAUAUGUCUCGGGCCACGGCAGUGGAGUCUCCCUUGUCCAGCUCUCGUACCGCUACAAUGUGGCCUCCGAGGAGGAGAAGCCCAGCUUUGAGGUGACCACCGCGGUUAAGGAUGCUCCGAAGAACCGUCUCAAGUUGGAAUUCUGCGCCGAGUACACCCCCAUCGAGGCGGCUGAUAGGGGCAAGCCCUCGAACAUGGCCCUCAUGGAGAUCCAACUUCCCUCUGGCUUCGUUCUCACCGCCGAGGAUCUGGACAAGAUCCGCUCUUUUGCCGGCGUGAAGCUCGUCAAGGCCAAGAAGGAGGACUCCAUGGUGGUGAUCUACUUCGACAGCCUGAGUAAGGGUCAUCCCAAGUGCGUGACCGUGACCGCAGCCCGGGCCCACGCCGUGGCCAUGCAGAGGCCCUCCUACGUCCUCGUCUACGACUACUACGUCAAGGAGCGCCGGGCCUCCCAGUUCUACCAGGUGGGCUCCUCCCUGUGCGACAUCUGCGACGACUGCGACACCCAAUGCUCAGGGACUCGAUGAGGGAUUACAGCUUGAGUAUGAGGACCCUAACUAAGCAGAUCCCAGCACUUUGUACAUUGUAUAUACUGGGUUUUAUAAGAAAAUAACAAUUUAAAUAACUAAAGAUAAUUUUAUAUUGCUUAAACAAGCCACCACACUUCUUAAUACUCCAAAAAUCAUUAUGCACAUAUUUCUUAAGGCAGGAAAGUUCCAAAUACUAUAUUCACAUUCGAUUUAAA
This is a messenger RNA of Drosophila suzukii, 4331 nucleotides long. RefSeq names its product CD109 antigen-like. Lineage: Eukaryota; Metazoa; Arthropoda; Insecta; Diptera; Drosophilidae. Gene Ontology annotation, molecular function: endopeptidase inhibitor activity. Gene Ontology annotation, cellular component: extracellular region. The record is from RefSeq and is a predicted model, not a curated record.